Molecule: messenger RNA, 1309 nt
Organism: Grammomys surdaster
Lineage: Eukaryota; Metazoa; Chordata; Mammalia; Rodentia; Muridae
Gene: Mybphl
Product: myosin binding protein H like
Exons: 9
Coding region: 118-1185 (355 amino acids)
Molecular function (GO): protein binding
Source: RefSeq, a predicted model, not a curated record
GGAAAAGUCAGCCCACUUACAUAAGCCUGUGGCUGCGACCCCAGGGAGACCAGCCUGGACAGCAGGUGCACAGCCCCUCCCUCGACGGCAACAAAGAAUUUUCAGCUGGACCCCAGCAUGGAGACAGCCACCACGCUGGAGAUAGCUUCAUGCUCCCAGCGGCUGGUAGAAGAAGCUGCUGACCCAGCGGAUGCUGAAGGACCCCGGACUUCACGUCAACAGGAGGCAGGCAGCCCCUCUCUGCAGCUCCUGCCCUCUAUUGAAGAGCACCCCAAGAUCUGGCUACCUCGGGCCCUGAGGCAGACUUAUAUCCGGAAGGUUGGGGAGACAGUGAAUCUACUAAUCCCAUUCCAGGGUAAGCCCAAACCUCAAACCACUUGGACUCACAAUGGCUGUGCCCUGGACAACAGUCGUGUCAGCGUGAGGAAUGGGGAGCAUGACUCCAUUCUUUUCAUCAGAGAGGCCCGACGCACUGAUUCAGGAUGCUACCAACUCUGUGUGCAGCUUGGUGGGCUGCAGGCCAUGGCCACCAUCAAUAUCCUGGUGAUCGAGAAACCAGGUCCUCCUCAGAGUAUUAAGUUGGUGGAUGUUUGGGGCGCCAAUGCUACUCUGGAAUGGACACCUCCACAAGAUACAGGCAAUACAGCUCUCCUGGGAUACACGGUGCAGAAGGCUGACAAAAAAUCUGGGCUCUGGUUCACAGUACUGGAGCAUUAUCACAGAACCAGCUGCAUUGUCUCCAACCUCAUUGUUGGCAACUCCUAUGCCUUCCGUGUCUUUGCCGAGAACCAGUGUGGGCUCAGUGACACAGCCCCUGUCACAGCUGACCUUGCCCACAUCCAAAAAGCAGCUACUGUUUACAAGGCCAAGGGGUUUGCCCAGCGGGACCUCUCAGAAGCCCCCAAGUUCACCCAGCCUCUGGCAGACUGGACUACAGUCACUGGCUAUGAUACCCAGCUCUUCUGCUGUGUGCGUGCCUCUCCCAGGCCCAAGAUCAUCUGGCUAAAGAACAAGAUGGACCUCCAAGGCAACCCAAAGUACAGAGCCCUCAGUCAGCUGGGGAUCUGCUCCUUGGAAAUCCGCAAGCCUAGCCCCUUUGAUGGCGGCAUCUACACCUGCAAGGCCAUCAAUGCUCUGGGGGAGGCAUCCGUGGACUGUCGGGUGGACGUUAAAGCUCCUCAUUAAGGCUCUUCUGAGAAGACAGGAUAUCCGAGGAAGGGCCUCCUGGGGAGCCUGACUCUGACAAGACUGUGUUCUCAAGGAGCAUUAGCUGGCUUGGCCUAGACUAAAUAAAUGUAUAGAUCCUCAA